GGGCGGCAGCGGGGCCACAACCGGGUCCGCGUGCGUCACGUCGGGGCCACGGCCGCCCCCCGCCCCGGAAGGACAAGGGGGCUCUGGGAAUAUGGCAGCGGCGGCGGGAGCCGCGGCGGCGGCUGCUCCGGUGUGUGUGCUUGUGCUGGGCAUGGCCGGCUCCGGAAAAACCACCUUCGUGCAGCGCCUGGCCGCCCACCUGCACGGGCAGCGCUGCCCUCCGUACGUGAUCAACCUGGACCCUGCCGUGCACAGCCUGCCCUUCCCCGCCAACAUCGAUAUCAGGGACACCGUGAAGUAUAAAGAGGUCAUGAAGCAAUAUGGGCUGGGCCCAAAUGGCGGAAUAGUGACCUCUCUCAAUCUCUUUGCUACAAGAUUUGACCAGGUGAUGAAGUUUAUUGAAAAAAGACAAAAUGCAUCUAAGUAUGUUAUUAUUGACACACCAGGGCAAAUUGAGGUAUUUACUUGGUCAGCAUCAGGAACCAUCAUAACUGAGGCCUUGGCCUCCUCUUUCCCUUCAGUUGUUGUCUAUGUGAUGGACACAUCUCGCAGUACUAACCCUAUCACUUUUAUGUCCAACAUGCUCUAUGCCUGCAGUAUCCUGUACAAGACAAAGCUACCUUUCAUCGUAGUUAUGAACAAAACUGACAUAAUCGACCACAGUUUCGCAGUGGAAUGGAUGCAGGACUUUGAGACUUUUCAGGAUGCCCUGAAUCAAGAGACCUCCUAUGUCAGUAACCUGACUCGUUCCAUGAGUUUAGUGUUGGAUGAAUUUUACAGUUCACUGAAGGUGGUUGGUGUUUCUGCUGUGCUUGGCACAGGACUGGAUGAGUUUUUUGUCCAGCUUUCUAAAGCUGUAGAUGAAUACGAGAGAGAGUAUCGUCCAGAAUAUGAACGCCUGAGAAAAACACUCGAGGAAGCUCAGGAGAAACAAAAGAGAGAGCAGCUGGAACACCUGUGGAAGGACAUGGGCAGUGUGUGUGUGCAGGGCAGCACGCUGGCAGGACCUGAUGAUGCUUCUGCAAUGGGCCCCUCUGAGCUAAUCCUCACACGAGGAACUCUCAAUGAAGAGGAAGAAGAGAGGGAGAGUGAUACUGAUGACAUUGACCAUGAAGUGACUGAGGAGAGUCAUGAAGAACCAGCAUUCAGAAACUUCAUGCAAGACAUGCGAAUGAAAUGCCAGAGAAAAAGCAACAUGAAUGAAUGAGACCUUCACAAACAGAAGGUUUGGAAGGAACAGCAUAAAAAAACUUGCAUGGAACCAUGCAUGAAGACUUUUAUUUGUGAACUGCUUCCUCUGAUAGAUUUUUAUUUCUCUUUCUGCAGUAACUGUUGAUCAUGUGAGUUAAAGAUCUUGGAGCCAACUGACUGCACAGUUUGCCAUCUGCCACUGUGGCUUCCUGAAGCUGAGGGAAUCAGAUAGCAGAUUUUCCUCCAGAUUCUUCAGAUCUAUCUGUUAGAUAGAGCUUAGAUGCUGAGUUCCAGCAGCAUUAGUAUCUGCAGCAUUAACUGGUCCCCAGAAAUGUGUUCCAUUCGCAUGUGCAGCCAGGUGUCUGCUGCAGCCAGGGCACAAGUGAUGCUGUACUGAACUUUAUCAGUCUACUUACUGUUUGAUGGUUUGGUUUGUAUUAAAUAUAUUUUAUGUACUAACAAAUAUGUGAUAAUAACAAGGAAAUUUCAUUUUAA
This is a messenger RNA of Serinus canaria (Common canary), 1686 nucleotides long. It is a transcript of the gene GPN1, whose product is annotated as GPN-loop GTPase 1. The record is from RefSeq and is a predicted model, not a curated record. NCBI's taxonomy places the organism in Eukaryota, Metazoa, Chordata, Aves, Passeriformes, Fringillidae. The transcript has 14 exons. Gene Ontology annotation, molecular function: ATP hydrolysis activity; GTPase activity. Bases 92 to 1207 code for a protein of 371 amino acids.